AUGAUUUUUUUUUCAAGUCUAUAUACAUGUAAUAACUCUGGCGAACAAAGAAGAAGUCAGAGAAACGUGUUUAUCGAUUCAUUCUAUCCAAAAGAGAACUUUCAGCUAGACGAUGGCAUUUGGAAUACUGAGAUUGUUGAUUUGUUCAUCCAUGAACAGAAAGGAAAGCAAUACGUGUUUAUAUUCUCGGUAAUAGAAGCGCUUGUACAUCUACUGUCAUUUGUUUCGUUUAUAGUUAACACAAUUGUAAUAAAAGACUGUAAUGUUAUAUGGCUAUUUUUUGCGUAUUCAACAAAACCAGAACUUAAGCUUUCGGUUUAUAUGUGCACCCCCCAGAAAAGGUUGUCAGUUGAUCCCAUAUUUGUAUUAUAA
Messenger RNA from Mucor mucedo, 372 nucleotides. RefSeq lists its product as uncharacterized. NCBI's taxonomy places the organism in Eukaryota, Fungi, Mucoromycota, Mucoromycetes, Mucorales, Mucoraceae. The transcript is spliced from 5 exons. The coding region runs from base 1 to 372 and encodes 123 amino acids. The record is from RefSeq and is a predicted model, not a curated record.